AUUGGUGGAACUGUGGAGAGAACACAAUGCCUUUUCAAUGGGCGAGAUCGUUUUACAUGGCCCGGUGCCCCGGUUUAGUGGAUUUGUUGUUUUAGACCGUUUCAAGUGCAAGGCGAACUGUACCAAUAUUACAUCUGCUUCCCUACCAUGACAAACAAACAAAAGAACCCCCUGCAACUGGAUACUGACAUUUAUAAGGCACCCUUUCCCCGAAUCGAGAACGAAGACGUUGUCGCAAGAGCAGUGUCUCAGGUAUGGAUUGGAUAGCUGUGUUCACAUCCUUGGAGGCGGUGUGUAAGGAAAACAUCACUGCUCUGUCUGGGCCUCCUGACUUGCCAUAUGGCGACGUGUCCAGGCGCUUGGUGACAUGCAUGAGAAAGAUUCAGGACCAUGGUCGUGCCCUGGAACCUGUGGUUUCUGGCAUCACUGCAGUCUACCACCACUAUGACUUGGACUCUGAUACCCCUGGGAAUGGGUAUCGCACACUGGUCAAGGUGUUGAAGUCUUGCCUUCUGCACAUCAUCCACAUUGGCCGCUACAUUGCCUCUAACUGCCACAGGGCCUUCUUCAGGGCCGACCACAAUGCCUCAGAGAUGGAAGCCUAUGGCAGUGUCCUGUGUCAGCUACGGGCCCUCCUCUACAUUGCCCAGGGAAUGCUCCACGACAACAGUCCCGGGCAGCUGUACGGAGAGCAGGACGGAGAGCUGAGCAGGUGGUUGGUGAGGGAGUAUGCCUCCAUGCACAAGGCCUGCUUCUACGGCCGCUGCCUGGGCUUUCAGUUCUCAUCUUCCCUUCGUCCGAUCCUGCAGUCAUUAAUCAUAAGCAUGGUCUCGUUUGGAGAGAGCUACGAAAAACAGCAUUCCGGGUUAGGCAUGGCAGCAUUCUCCCUCCUUACCUCUGGGAAGUAUGUCAUCGAUCCAGAGCUGAGAGGAGAAGAAUAUGAGCGGAUCACCCAGAACCUGGACAUGAAGUUCUGGAAGUCCUUCUGGAACCUCACCGAAUCAGAGCUUGUAUCGGGCUUUGCCAGUUUAACCUCUACCCUAGUGCAGGUGAACCUCACCCUGACCAUACCCCCUGAACCGCUACUCCUCCCCCUGGUCUCAGACCCCCGUCUCUCUACCCCUGUGUCCCCGCCAGUGGCCCACUGGGGCCCUGGACCUAUCAACAUGCGCCUCAUCUCCUAUGAGCUUCGAGAAGGACAGGACAGUAAAGAGCUGCUAGCCUUCGCUCGUACAGAAGCUCCACCCAUUUCCCUGUCUUUAGUACCGUUUGGUGCCCAGAAGCGACCUCCUUCCCCCUGGCUGUUGAUCCACUUCCAUGGAGGAGGCUUCGUGUCCCAGACCUCCAAAUCCCAUGAGAACUAUCUGAAGAGCUGGUCCAAGGAUCUGAAUGUCCCCAUCCUGUCUGUGGAUUACUCCUUGGCACCUGAGGCCCCCUUUCCCAGAGCCCUGGAGGAGUGCUUCUACGCCUACUGUUGGGCCCUCAAGAACUGCCAUCUUCUGGGCUCCACUGCUGAGCGUGUGUGUCUGGCUGGGGACAGUGCUGGGGGGAACCUCUGCAUCACUGUGUCCAUGAGGGCCAUUGCCUGCGGUGUGCGCAUCCCUGAUGGAAUUAUGGCUGCAUAUCCUGCUACCCUGCUCACCAUUGAAGCCUCGCCCUCCCGCCUUCUCACCAGCUUUGACCUACUGCUGCCCUUAGGGGUGCUCUCCAAGUGUAUCAACGCCUACACAGGUGUAGACUCUGAGACGGUUCAGCCUACAGAGGGGAUCAGCACGUUGAGCGCUCUAGGUAGAGACACAGCCUCGCUGAUCAGUGACCUCUCACACGGGGCGUCCAAAUGGAUCCAGUCCUUCAUUCCCGCAGAGGUCCUAGGGUCAUGGUCAUCGUCUCACCGGAGGUCCUUGGACAACAAGGCCCACCAGAGAUCAGUGUUGCCAUGUUCACCCGACUCCUCCUCAGGCCCCAGGGACUACCCAGAAGGCUUUGAGCCCCUGCGCUCCGAGCGCCUGUCUGUGAUCCAGCCGUAUAGCUGUCCCACCGUCAAGAACCCAUUCGUGUCACCCCUGCUAGCCUCUGACGACCUACUGCGUGGACUACCACAUGUACACAUAGUGGCCUCUGCACUGGAUGCUUUGCUGGAUGACUCUGUGAUGUUCGCCAGGAAACUGCGGAAUAUGGGCCAACCAGUGACCCUAAGGGUAGUGGAAGACCUCCCACAUGGCUUCCUUAGCCUAUCGGGAUAUGCAGAGGAGAUAAAGGUGGCCUCCGACAUCUGCGUAGAGCGAAUCAGGGAGGUCUUCCAGCAGACAACUCUGCCUUCCUGUACUCGCAAGUGACCAAUGUUUGAAAGGAAUAAUAAUGGGGCUGACCAUUUGCCUAAUAAAACCAAGGGGAAAACUAGUUGUUGUCCUCACAAAAGUGAAAGAUAACACCCUUGCCUUUCUUGCAUCUUUCUGACUAGCACUGACUGAAUGCUGCUUUAUUGAGGAAAACAUUUUCUAAUUAUGAGUGAUAUUUGAAGUUACUGGUUAAAGAGCAUCUGCUGAGGGUGAUGUCAAUGUUCACAGUUUAGUGUUUUUUAGUCCAGGAAAGGGUCAUGUCAUUUGUAAUCAAUUAAAUGUCAUAUUGCCUAAGGUUUGAGAACAAUACUGACACAAAAAUGCAAUUUCACACAUUUUUAUUGAGUUAAAAACAAAAAAACACUUGAGUGUCAGAGGGCGAGAGAGACGUUGAGUGUCCUGGGAGGCUGUGGCUUUAGCGAGGGGCUUUGUGUGGGCUUAACAACCGUGUCUCCCUGUGACAGAAAAGACGACACGCUAGACACCUUCACCUCAGGAUUAUGGGGUAAACCUUCCCAUACCUGUGAGCCUCAGACAACAAUAACACAAUGCUGGGAUGUCCUGUAUACCCAACCGUAUACCCUACCAAAAAAAGCCGAUACCAAUUAAUCGGCAGAAUUAAAAAAAAUACAAAUACAAAUGUAUACAUAUAUUUGUAAUAAUGACAAUUACAACAAUACUGAAUGAACACUUUUAUUUUAACUUAAUAUAAUACAUAAAAUCAAUUCAAAUCAAAGUUUAUUUGUCACGUGCGCCGAAUACAACAGGUGUAGACCUUACAGUGAAAUGCUUAAGCAAUUUAGUGUCAAAUAAAUAAUGAAACCUGUUCAAUUUGGUUUAAAUAAUGCAAAAACAGUGUUGGAGAAGAAAGUAAAAGUGCAAUAUGUGCCAUGUAAAAAAGCUAAUGUUUAAGUUCCUUGCUCAGAACAUGAGAACAUAUGAAAGUUGGUGGUUCCUUUUAACAUGACUCUUCAAUAUUCCCAUUUAAGAAGAUUUGGGUUGUAAUUAUUAUAGGAAUAAUGACGCGUCGACUUUCUCUCUAUACCAUUUGUAUUUCAUAUACCUUUGACUAUUAGAUGUUCUUAUAGGUACUUUAGUAUUGCCAGCCUUAUCCCGGGAGUUGAUAGGCUUGAAGUCAUAAACAGCGCUGUGCUUCAAGCAUUGCUAAGAGCUGCUGGCAAAUUCAGUAAAGUGCUGUUUCAAUGAAUGCUUACGAGCCUGCUGCCGCCUACCACCGCUCAGUCAGACUGCUCUAUCAAAUCAUAGAUAUAAUUAUAAUAUAAUAAACACAGAACUACGAGCCUUUGAUCAUUAAUAUGGUCAAAUCCGGAUACUAUCAUUUCGAAAACAAAACGUUUAUUAUUUCAAUGAAAUACGGAACCGUUCUGUAUUUUAUCGAAUGGGUGGUAACCCUAAGACUAAAUAUUGCUGUUACAUUGCACAACCUUCAAUGUCAUGUCAUAAUUUUGUAAAAUUCUGGCAAAUUAAUUACGGUCUUUGUUAGGAAGAAAUGGUCUUCACACAGUUCACAACGACCCAGGCAGCCCAAACUGCUGCAUAUACCCUGACUGCUUGCACUGAAUGCAAGAGAAGUGACUCAAUUUCCCUAGUUAAUAUUGCCUGCUAACAUGCAUCUAUUUGAACUAAAUAUGCAGGUUUAAAAAUGAUUUUAAGUAAGGUAUUGAUGUUCAUGGUUAGGUGCAUUUGUGCAACAAUUGUGCUUUUUUUCGCGAAUGUGCUUUUGUUAAAUCUACCCCCGUUUGGCUAAGUUGAAGUAGGCUGUGAUUCGAUGGUAAAUUUAACAGGCAACGCUUUGAUUAUAUGCAACGCAGGACAAGCUAGUUAACCUAGUAAUAUCAUCAACCACGUGAAGAUAGUUUUUUAUAAGAUAGGUUUAAUGCUAGCUAGCAACUUACCGUGGCUCCUUGCAGCCACAAGGUCCUUUUGAUGCUCCACUCGCGUAACAGGUGGUCAGCCUGCCACAGUCUCCUCGUGGAUUGCAAUGUAAUCAGCCAUAAUCGGCAUAAAAAAAAGUCUUGAUUACCGAUUGUUAUGAAAACUUGAAAUCGGCCAUAAUUAAUCAGCCAUGCCAAUUAAUCGGUCGACCGCUAAUCUCUUGGUCACAGAUACCAAAAAAAAAAAAUAAUGGGCCUCGUGAUCUCUUUACGGUAUUCUUGUUCAUUCAAAUUGCCAUCAAUAAAAUGCAAUUGUUUGUUGUCUGUACCUUAUGCCUGCCCAUACCAUAACCCAAUUGCUGCCAUGGGGCACUGUUGUGAGGCCGGUUGGACGUACUGCCAAAUUCUCUAAAAUGAUGGAGGUGGCUUAUGGUAGAGAAAUUAACAUUAAUUUCUGGCAACAGCUCUAGUGAGCAUUCCUGCAGUCAACAUGCCAAUUGCACACUCAACUUGAGACAUCUGUGGCAUUGUGUUGUGAGUGGCCCUUUUAUUGUCCCCAGCACAAGGUGCACCUGUGUAAUGAUCAUGCCGUUUAAUUUGAUUCUGAUAUACCACACAUGUCAGGUGGAUGGAUUAUCUUGGCAAAGGAGAAAUGCUCACUAACAGGAAUGUAAACAAAUUUGUGCACAAAAUGAGAGAAUUAAGCUUUUUGUGGGUAUAAAAACUUUUUGGGAUCUUUUUAUUUCAGCUCAUGAAACAUGGGACCAACACUAAAACAUCUUGUGUUUUAUAUUUUUGUUCAGUGUAGUUGCUUAUAUCUUGUGUGCCCGAUGAUGCCCCUCAUCCCUUAUUCUGUACUGGGCUUGCAAUAUCAAGUGUGCCAAGUGUGAUCUCAAUAAAAUGAUUCAUCGUCUA
Messenger RNA from Oncorhynchus nerka (sockeye salmon), 5149 nucleotides. RefSeq names its product hormone-sensitive lipase-like. Gene Ontology annotation, molecular function: sterol ester esterase activity; triacylglycerol lipase activity. The transcript is spliced from 12 exons. Gene Ontology annotation, cellular component: cytosol. Bases 255 to 2336 code for a protein of 693 amino acids. Gene Ontology annotation, biological process: triglyceride catabolic process; cholesterol metabolic process. The record is from RefSeq and is a predicted model, not a curated record. NCBI's taxonomy places the organism in Eukaryota, Metazoa, Chordata, Actinopteri, Salmoniformes, Salmonidae.